This is a messenger RNA of Pogona vitticeps (central bearded dragon), 1482 nucleotides long. The record is from RefSeq and is a predicted model, not a curated record. NCBI's taxonomy places the organism in Eukaryota, Metazoa, Chordata, Lepidosauria, Squamata, Agamidae.
ACAACCCAGCUGCCAGCAUGGAGCACCCAAAUGAAACAAAGCUUGAGAAAUGGGGACUCACUGAAGACACUAAGGCUUAUGAAACCCUGAGUAGUAAACUGUCCUACCAGCAUCCGUCCAGGACCUCUACGGUAAGGAGAGGCAGCGGAGACCAGACUUCUAAGAUGUUCAUUUGGACCAGUGGCCGGAGUUCCACAUCCUACAGACAUGAUGAGAGAAGCUUGGUGACUCCUGAACGCCCAAGAAAUAUUUACCAAAAAAUCAGGGAUCAUGAUCUACUGGAUAAAAGAAAAACAGUCACCGCUCUCAAAGCUGGAGAAGACCGAGCCAUCCUCCUCGGGCUGACCAUGAUGGUGUGUUCCAUUAUGAUGUACUUCCUCCUGGGAAUCACGCUUCUGAGGUCAUACAUGCAAAGUGUUUGGACAGAAGAGACCCAGUGCACCCUCCUCAACGUCUCCAUCACAGAAACCUUUAACUGCUCAUUCAGCUGCGGUCCCGAGUGCUGGAAAACUUCUCAGUACCCCUGCUUGCAGGUGUACGUCAAUGUAUCUUCUUCAGGGCAAAAGUACUUACUUUACCACACAGAGGAGACCAUUAAAAUUAACCCUGAGUGCUCCUAUAUACCCAAGUGUGGCAGGAACUUUGAAGAGUCUCUGUCUCUCGUCAACGUCGUCAUGGAAAACUUCAAGAAGUAUCAGCAUUUCUCCUGUUUUUACGACCCAGAAGGCGUUCAAAAGAAUGUGCUGCUAACCAAACUCUACAGUUCCAAUGUACUGUUCCACUCACUCUUUUGGCCAACGUGCAUGAUGAUUGGAGGACUCGCCAUUGUUGCCAUGGUCAAGUUGACCCAGUACUUGUCCCUUCUCUGUGAGAGGAUCCAACGGAUCAACAGAUAGAAGCAGCAGUUCGGUUCCAGGAUUGACUUACAGCUAAAAUACUGUUUCUUUUCUUUUUCUUUUUCUUUUUCUUUUUUCAUUCUUCACCAAAGAACCUUAAGUUUGUAACUUCUACGUCUGUUCUAAGUUCACUUAUAUUUUUACGAAGUAGAGCAAUAAUGAAAAAGGCUGUUCUUUAUGCAAACGUGAUGCUAUUAUUAUGCAGAAGAUGAGAGAAGGAAUUGCCGUUUGCUUUGGCCGUCUACAUGCUCUUGAUUUAUGCUGCAACUUAGUUCUUCCUCCUCUUCCUCGCCUUCAUUUUCUAUAACCAAGUUAGGGCUCAGUGUGACCAUUUGCCAAACCUUGUCUAUGAAUGCAUCAACUACUCAGCACAAAUCCAUUCUGGAGGGAUGUAUUUUAUCACCACAUGUUUUUUUUUAAUUGAGCCAUUCAUGUUCCACUUCAGCCUGUGGCUGAAGAAGAAAAACUAGGAACGAACGCAUUUGAUUUAACACAUUGACAUUAAAAUCAUUGCUUUUUUUGGUAAACGGGAGGAAUGCAUGUAAUCCUUUUUUUUCCCCAAAGCAUUUUGAAACUAACAUUGAAA